Microdochium trichocladiopsis is the source of this 1196-nucleotide messenger RNA. RefSeq lists its product as uncharacterized. Bases 171 to 893 code for a protein of 240 amino acids. The transcript has a single exon. The record is from RefSeq and is a predicted model, not a curated record. Gene Ontology annotation, molecular function: DNA-binding transcription factor activity. Gene Ontology annotation, biological process: regulation of DNA-templated transcription. NCBI's taxonomy places the organism in Eukaryota, Fungi, Ascomycota, Sordariomycetes, Xylariales, Microdochiaceae.
GGAUUCAGCCCGACACCCUGUGUGCAUAUAAGUCGUCUGACGUUUCUCCACAUAUCUUUGCCAGCGGCUCAGCACAUCAAGCUGCUUGACAACUUUUAUUGUGCAGAGUAAGUCUUGCACUCCAGAUAUCUAUCAAGGACAAGCAUUUCCCUGGCGGACCGGAGAACGCCAUGGAGUGGGAGACAUCCCUGGUCCCAUACUCGCGACUCCCCAGCUGGGCCCCGGAGCAUUGCUUCAACUUCAUCAUCCCGGAUUGCGUCCAGACGGAGUCACCAAGUCUCGCAUCAACUAUCAGCAGUCACGAAGAAGACACGGACGGGAUUGUACUAUCAGGGGCAGCCCAGUUACACGUCUCAGAAAUCCCUUCUCUGCCUUUUCGAGAAGACUUCCACCCGACCUGCACAGAGCUCAACCCAGGCCUCGCAAAGCAGAAUAAGAGCAAUGCAGCAGGUAUUCGGGCUAGACAUGGAGACAGCGGAAACAACAGCAGCAACGACACCGUGGAGCUACACUCUAUGGACAGCGACACCGUCUCGCCGCAGUCGAAAAGUGAGGACGGUCCCGAGCAGAACAAACCACGCAUCAUUCCCGCAUGUCCAGAGCAGCACGGCAUCACGCCAGUCACGCACGUGCACGAGCAGGGACUACACAUGCGAGUUCUGGCCGACGGCAGGGACGCACUGCGCCAGCGCAACGUCGUGGCGGCACGUAAGAGUCGCGCAAAGAAAAGGGUGGAAAACGAUGUGCUCGAGAGCAAGGUCCUGGCGCUUGAAAAGAAGACCCGAGCGCUCGAGAUUCAAUGGUACAAUGUGCGCGCGAGUUUCAAUAAAUUCCAACAAGAGCUCGAUACCAUGAACGCCAUAUGGUUGGAGGAUUUUGCGCAAGUGUCUUGAUUUUCCUUUGCCCACGAGCUCAAAAGGGUAUGGUUGCUGAUCUACAUUUGGUCAGAGGGCGGGCUGUUCAACAUAUGGAUUCUGGGACGGCCGUCGAAUUUGGAGGAAUCAAAAGAUUCAAUGCUAAAAGGUGAAAGAAAAAGAACAAGGAAAGACAAGCAAAGAGGCCACUUGUUCGCAAGUUGUAAUCGUUAGGAGAUAAUUUGAAUGAGAAAUUGAUCACAUCACUUCGAUUUUCGAGGUGACCAAUGCCUGGCUGACGAGAUAUGCAUCGGAAAGCGAUUGGGGAAAAAAUCACUCGCC